Messenger RNA from Synchytrium microbalum, 255 nucleotides. RefSeq lists its product as uncharacterized. Gene Ontology annotation, biological process: endoplasmic reticulum to Golgi vesicle-mediated transport; intracellular protein transport; Golgi organization. Gene Ontology annotation, cellular component: Golgi apparatus; endoplasmic reticulum; COPII-coated ER to Golgi transport vesicle. The coding region runs from base 1 to 255 and encodes 84 amino acids. Lineage: Eukaryota; Fungi; Chytridiomycota; Chytridiomycetes; Synchytriales; Synchytriaceae. The record is from RefSeq and is a predicted model, not a curated record. The transcript is spliced from 5 exons.
AUGAAAACUACCAAACCUAAAAAAGCCAUCAGCGAUCUGGCUCGACGAGUUCGAGAACUCAAUCAUCGAAUCGCUGCUGUAAGGAGAGAACAGCAAUAUCAACGCGUACGAGAAUCAGAGUUUAGGGAUACAAGUGAAUCAACAAAUUCUAGAGUGGUGAAUUGGGCUCUCGCACAGUUGGUGAUUUUGAGAUUGACCUGCUUAUGGCAAGUUCGUCAUCUCAAGUCUUUCUUUAUUGACAAGAAGCUGGUGUAA